AUGCAGCCUGUCUCUCCAGAAUCAAGUAUAUCGACCGAUGAGCCCAAGGCUUUCAUCCUCAACCUUCUACAUGAGCAUAAUCUGGAGCUCACACCGGAUGGAAAAUAUGUGCGAUGGUUGCGCAAUCACCCCAGGCAUCCUCGAAAUUGGUCUGGCCUGCGAAAGAGCUACGACAUCAUUCUUGUCUGUCUUCUGGAUCUUUUUAUAACUGCAUCUAGCACCGCGGGUUCGGCAGCUGCUGCACAAGCCAGACAUGAAUACAACAUGAGCGCAACCCUUUCUACUUUCAUUUUUGUCACAUUAUUCCUCCUCGGCCAGGUGAUAGGCACUAUCCUAUUUCCCCCAUGGUCCGAGGCAUUUGGGCGCAAGAAUAUGUAUAUUUUUAGCAGUGGCCUCAGUGCCAUUUGCUGUGCAAUCAUCGGUCUCGCACAAUCAACACCACUCGUUAUCAUCAUGCGCAUCAUUGCCGGGCUUCUGUCCGCAAUCCCAUAUACAAUCAUUGGUGGCAGUAUCGAGGACAUGUUCAACUGCCAGGCUCGCAUCUGGACCAUGUACUAUUGGACUGUUGCUUCCAACAUUGGUUUGAUUCUCGGGCCUAUUAUGAGCAGCUAUAUAAUUGCAAGCUUUGAUUGGCGAUGGAACUUUUAUGUCUUCGCCAUCAUUAUUGCGGCCGUCACAGGAGGUCUCUGUUUCAUCCGAGAAUCUCGACCUUCCUUAUUGCUAGCCAAAGAGGUUAAACUCAUCAGCGAUAUGACUACCAUGAAAUCAAUCCCACCACCUCUCAACCACGACCAUAUCCCAGAUUUCAGAACAUUCGCCAAAGAGGCCCUCUUUCGUCCAGCACAGCUCUUUUUCCAAGAGCCCAUUAUUCUCGUCAUCGCAAUAAUGAUCUCCGUGGCUAUGUCCCUUAUCUACAUCUUCACAGAAGCCCUCCAGCCAAUUUAUGUGUCAAUGGGAUUUUCAGAGACUAAAGCUUCCCUGAUUUUUAUCUCGAUUGGCCUGGGGACGUGUCUUAGCACAUUGAUGCGCGUGCUAGAUGGCUACAUUCUCAACUAUCUCCGCAGUCAGGGCCGCCCGAUCAAGCCGGAACACAAACUUCUCGGGCUUGGUCUAGGUGGCCCUUUUCUAGCGAUUGGGCUGUGGUGGUUUGCCUGGACCAUUCCACCGGAUGUACAAACCCCAUGGAUUGUGCCCACAAUCUCCCUUGUUCUGGUAGGCUAUGCGCUAACGGAAAUGGAUACCGUGCUGUAUGGGUAUAUCUCCGAUGCAUAUUUGAGUUAUUCGGCCAGCGCAACUGCUGCGGUUGCGCUUAUGCGGGCACUACUCUCCGGUGCAUUCCCGCUUUUUACGAUGCAGAUGUUUACUGUCUUGGGCAAUAAUAUUGCUAUGUCUAUACUUGCUGCUGUAGCAACCGCGUUCUGCAUAGUGCCACCUGUAUUCAUAUUCUAUGGAGAGCGAAUUCGUCGAGCAAGCAAGUUCGCUCGGUACAGUUGGGAAAUCCAGGAGGAAUUGGGCAAAGAGGAAGAAGAUUGGUGA
Molecule: messenger RNA, 1536 nt
Organism: Penicillium paradoxum
Lineage: Eukaryota; Fungi; Ascomycota; Eurotiomycetes; Eurotiales; Aspergillaceae
Exons: 5
Coding region: 1-1536 (511 amino acids)
Biological process (GO): transmembrane transport
Molecular function (GO): transmembrane transporter activity
Source: RefSeq, a predicted model, not a curated record